AUGUCCAUGCUUCACAAGCUCAUCAUGUUAUAUCUUUUCCUUAUGUCCUUAUUCAAACUUGCGUGGAUAAAGUCGCUCAGUACCACAACUUCAUACUCAGUAGCAUUUUGGCGAUCGCGUCGAGAACUUGGUGAAGAAACAGAAGGCAAGCCGCCAGACCUCCAUGAUUAUGAUUAUUGA
This is a messenger RNA of Botrytis fragariae, 180 nucleotides long. RefSeq lists its product as uncharacterized. The transcript is spliced from 2 exons. Lineage: Eukaryota; Fungi; Ascomycota; Leotiomycetes; Helotiales; Sclerotiniaceae. Bases 1 to 180 code for a protein of 59 amino acids. The record is from RefSeq and is a predicted model, not a curated record.